This is a messenger RNA of Dentiscutata erythropus, 765 nucleotides long. The record is from the annotation of a GenBank genome assembly. NCBI's taxonomy places the organism in Eukaryota, Fungi, Glomeromycota, Glomeromycetes, Diversisporales, Gigasporaceae.
AAAAUCCUCCUACAUUUCAAUAUGAGUCAGAAGAAGAUAUUUUUGACAAUUUUCUAGAAAAUAAUUAUACUCCAAUUGUACCUUAUGAAUUUUCUUCAUCACUAUGUUCUCUUGAAUAUUUUACUUCUCCUAAUCUUGAAUAUUCUAUUUCGCCAUCACAUGCAUUUAAUUUGAUUUCUGCUAUACCCUUAGAAUCUUCAUCAUCGCAUAAUCUUGAAUGUAUUGCUUCAUUUCCUAAUCUUGAAUAUUCUACCUUUCUGAUAUAUGCUUCUAAAUAUUCAAUUUCAUCAUAUAACUCUGAACAAUCUACUUUGUUAUUAAAUAAUUCUGAAGCAAUACAUGAUACUUCCGAUUAUUCUAAUUCUUCAAAUAUUCAAACUCUACAAACUGCUAAAAAACAUAAGUUAGUUUUUGUAAGUUCUUCAGACAAAAAACCAACCUGGAAAAAGCUGGAGCCUUUUGUAAAAGCAACAUCUCUUAUAGGUAGAGAUACAUAUUCCACACUUUCUCUUAUACUUUUGACAAUUACAACCCUUCAAGAACAUCUAUUAAAAGUAGAAUCGGUACUUACUCAUUCAGUUGUUCAUAAUGUUAGAAAUGAAAUCGAAUUUAAUAUAGCUGGUCAAUGGGAAGAUCUAGUUAUAGAAGGAUAUUUGGCAUCAAUUUUAGAUUCUAGGUUUAAAAAUUUAGAAUUUGCUUCUGAAAAAUUCGAAGAAACAAAAACAUCUCUAAGGCAACAAAUGAGAAUGUUAAAUAAAAAUGAAU